AUGGAUGAAGAGCUGUUAUCACUUGUUUCUCGGAAUGCGCUCAUCGAUGAAAUAUUCGUUGAAGAUGUUCAUGCAAACGCAUAUCCAGCUGCUACUAUCAGAAGAAUUCCAACUGAUUCAUCACUGCCGGAUUUAGAACCCGAAGAACUUAUCUCUAGUUUAAUUCAAUAUUUUUUCGAUGUUGUUGAUGAAUCGAGAAAUAGGUGUGAUGAUGUAAUGCAGGAAAUGAAUAUGGUCGAUAAAAGAUGUGCUUCAAAUUUGGUUGGGGAUGACGUGACGUAUGCAGAGCAACAGCAAAGUGAGCGUUAUUUUGGCUCAUUUGAGCAGUCAGUUGGUGUUGUUGAAGAAGUAAGAUCAAACGAUGCGAACACUGCACAGCGAUCAUCCUUCAACUCAGCCUUAUCGUUCAAUGGUACAAGUUUAGACGAGAUUACAAAAUCAUCACCUCAACAAACUGUUCAAAUAACACCCGAUGAAGCACCGCAAUUAACUUAUGAAGGUGAAGUUGAUGAUGGAGUGGUCGAUCAGCGUGAUUCUGAAUUCGAUCGUCAUGCUUCGGUGCAAGGAUCGCCAUCGAACGAACAACUCGAUUCAUCGUGUCCUGUGCUUGUUAACGAACGGCAACAAGAGCCGUAUGUGAUCGAGGAAGCUGAGGUGGCUUCGAAAGAUGAUCAUCAAAAACCGUCCACAUCGAUGUCCUCAUCAGCUUCUGACGGUAAAUGGGUCGGUGCUAAUCCAUUACGGCGCUUCUCGGUUCUAAUUGGAAACAAGAAACUAAGCUUCAAAGUUAUUGACGCACCACGAACUAUACGCGGAGAACAAGGUACAAGUUUAAUGGAUCAGUAUGGCAGUAACGGUGAACAAAGAAGUAAAUGUUUUAUUUGUGGUCGGAUCUUUCCAAGCAGAGCGGCCUUCAAAGAGCAUCAGUUGCAGCAUGGAAAUUCUAAGCCGAACAUAUGCUCCUAUUGUGGUCGAUCAUUCAUCCAUCGUCAGUCACUCACAAUGCAUGAACGAAUUCACACCGGUGAAAAACCAUUUCAAUGCCCAAUCUGCACGAAAUGUUUCGCUCGUCAAACUAACUACAAUAUUCAUAUGAAAUUGCAUGCGAGUGGACGAAGAUACUUUUGUUCAUUUUGCGGCAAAUGGUAUCGAACAGAACAUGAGAUGCUUGAUCAUCAGCAACAAUGUCUAGCACAAAUUCAUGGUGCUGUUAUACAUACGGAUCGACCAUUACGAUACCAAUGCUCGUAUUGUGAGAAGAUGUUUCAUCAUCGAAGAGACAAAAAUAUUCAUGAAAGAACUCACACGGGCGAAAGGCCAUAUUCAUGCGGUUAUUGUGGAAAAGGAUUUACACAGUCACAAGCGCUCACCAUUCAUAUAAGAACCCAUACUGGAGAAAGGCCCUAUACGUGUAGUAUUUGUGCCAAAGAUUUUCGUGACAGUUCGGCUCUGAGGAAACACGAAUUUAUGAAGCAUACGAGUUCUGGUCUGCCGAUUACGUACCAAGGUUUGAGUGAUUUGAUGUUAAUGUCUGUGCCUUCUUCGAUCAGCAACGAGCCACUGCAAUCAUCUCUGCAGUAG
This is a messenger RNA of Anisakis simplex (herring worm), 1581 nucleotides long. The record is from the annotation of a GenBank genome assembly. Lineage: Eukaryota; Metazoa; Nematoda; Chromadorea; Rhabditida; Anisakidae.